Molecule: messenger RNA, 327 nt
Organism: Amphibalanus amphitrite
Lineage: Eukaryota; Metazoa; Arthropoda; Thecostraca; Balanomorpha; Balanidae
Exons: 3
Source: RefSeq, a predicted model, not a curated record
CAUAUGGCGGCGGCGGCGGCGGCCGGCAAGUCAGCCUCUCAUCCGCUGCUCACGCUGACACUGGUGCUGGCGCUGUGUUUUGUCAGUGCUGCUGCCGCCUUCGGACUGCGACGCGUGCUCCGGCGAGCCUUCUUCAAAGACAGGACGGGAAGUUAUCGUUAUUUCAAAGUGAACCAAGAAGACGACGGAGAGUUGAUGGCAGUUGACGGCGGGUACCACGUGGCUCUGGAUGAUUCCAGCGAAGACGAGCUGGGUCCAGCGCGGCUUCCGGUCAACACACCGGAAACGGCGCAGGUGCGGCGAAGUUGUCUGUCUCCGCCGCCAGAG